UGGACGCCGAGCAGCAGAUGGGCGAAGAGCCGCGGAAGGGGGGAGGCGCGGUGAAGAUGGGCCGACGAGCUCAGCAAGAUUCCUACUCAGAGGAAAAUCAUCUUAGCCAGACCUACUCUUCAGCAGGAGAGGGUCCUCCAUCUGUACCUGCUCGGCGGCAAGGAGGAUGGGCAAGUGAUGCUGUUGUAAGUGCUUCCAAAUCAGGAAAGAAACAUACAGAGCAAGAAGUUGAAGAUCACCGCCUGAGGCAGCAGAGCCUGGAGGCCUCUGAUGAUGGAGAAGAUAUUCCAGUGAUCCCUGACUUGGAAGACGUUCAAGAGGAAGAACUGGCCAUGCAGGUGGCGGCUCCACCCAGUAUCCAAGUGAAUAGAGUGCUUACCUACCGUGACCUGGACAAUGACCUCAUGAAAUAUGCUGCUUUCCAAACCUUGGAUGGAGAUAUUGACCUAAAGCUCCUUACUAAAGUUUUGGCUCCAGAGCAGGAAGUGCGAGAGGAUGACGUCGGCUGGGACUGGGAUCAUCUCUACACAGAGGUGUCUUCCGAGCUCCUGAGCGAGUGGGACAUGGGGCAGGCUGAGAGGGAGGAGGCUCUCACCCCCACUUAG
Messenger RNA from Euleptes europaea (tarantolino), 605 nucleotides. It is a transcript of the gene IFT43, whose product is annotated as intraflagellar transport 43. Bases 18 to 605 code for a protein of 195 amino acids. The record is from RefSeq and is a predicted model, not a curated record. Gene Ontology annotation, cellular component: cilium; intraciliary transport particle A. NCBI's taxonomy places the organism in Eukaryota, Metazoa, Chordata, Lepidosauria, Squamata, Sphaerodactylidae. Gene Ontology annotation, biological process: intraciliary retrograde transport. The transcript is spliced from 9 exons.